Messenger RNA from Theobroma umbraticum, 720 nucleotides. RefSeq names its product ribonuclease MC-like. Gene Ontology annotation, cellular component: extracellular region. Gene Ontology annotation, molecular function: ribonuclease T2 activity; RNA binding. Gene Ontology annotation, biological process: RNA catabolic process. The record is from RefSeq and is a predicted model, not a curated record. Lineage: Eukaryota; Viridiplantae; Streptophyta; Magnoliopsida; Malvales; Malvaceae.
AUGAAUAGGCAGUUAUUAGCUGUUGCUGUCCUAGCCACAUUGCUAGUGUCAGUUAUGUCUGAUUUUGACUUCUACAAGCUCAGUCUCCAGUGGCCACCUUCUGUUUGUUACACCGGAAGGAGGUGUAUUCCAGACAUCCCCAAUAAGUUCACCAUCCAUGGUUUAUGGCCACAACAUGCUGAUGACGAACCGGUGCGUCCCUACAACGAGGAUACUUCAUGCAUCGGUGUCACUCCCAUGAGUUCAGCAGAUGCUAUGAAUCAAUUGGGGCUCAUCCAAGGAGAAUUAACGGAAUAUUGGCCAAACCUUCUCACCAGAAAUGAUCAACGGGAUGAUCAAGGUUUUUGGAGCCAUGAAUGGGAAAAUCAUGGAAUGUGUUCGAAUUAUCCUCAUGAUCCUUUUGGUUAUUUUCACAGGACCGUUUUGCUCACUAAAACGUACAAUCCAUUAGAAGUUAUUGGAAUUCAACCUGGAGAUGAAACACAUGAAGUGGGAACCAUCUUAGAAGCUGUCAAGCAAAAUUUGGGAGCAUAUCCUCAAAUUGCAUGUAACACUCGGCCUCGCGCUUUAGAUCCGUUGCGGAUCCCUCAGCUGUGGGAGAUCCGUUUUUGUUUUAACAGGGGAGACCCACCUUCUGUCCUUCGAGACUGCCCCAAGAAAUUGGCUGGUACUUGCUCAGAGGAGACUAACCUUAUAAGGUUCCCUCCAAAUCCUAUUUAG